Molecule: messenger RNA, 648 nt
Organism: Geodia barretti
Lineage: Eukaryota; Metazoa; Porifera; Demospongiae; Tetractinellida; Geodiidae
Source: the annotation of a GenBank genome assembly
AUGCCAAGCUUUGAUAAGAACUGGGCCCGGCAGGACGCUCCAAGCGUGACUGAGAAACUACGUGGCGCAGUUACAGCCGAAGGCGCACUCAAGCCCAGGAUUCAGGGAGCUGUAAACAAACUUCAGGUUCAGAUAUCCAAGAUGGAUUCGAUGCUGGGAAAGCUGCGGGAGAGAGACUCGAGGCUGUUUCAGAGAAUCGUCGUUGCCAUGCAGCAGCACGACACCGGCGCAAGCAGGGUGCUCUCAAACGAACUGGCCGAGAUCCGCAAGGUUUCAAGAAUGCUAGGCAACGCAAGGAUGUCGCUGGAGCAGGUUCAACUGCGAUUGACGACCAUUCACGACCUAGGUGAUGCCAUGGUCGCGAUAGGACCCGCGAUGUCCACCAUGAAGGGACUGAAGGCGUCUGUUGGCAAGUUCAUGCCAGAGGCCGACUCGGAGCUUCAGGACAUGACGCAGACCCUCAACGGCCUGAUGUCAGACUCGCUGUCCGGAGAGGCGUUCAGCGGCAUCGGAUCAGAGGUCUCCACAGAAGAGACGGACAAGAUCCUGCAGGAAGCAUCAGCCGUUGUAGAGCAGAAGAUCGGGGACAAGUUUCCAUCUGUUCCCUUCCACGGGCUUUCGUCAGAGGUUUCUACCAGUCUUGAGUAG